Molecule: messenger RNA, 17206 nt
Organism: Bactrocera tryoni
Lineage: Eukaryota; Metazoa; Arthropoda; Insecta; Diptera; Tephritidae
Gene: btsz
Exons: 17
Coding region: 1-16206 (5401 amino acids)
Biological process (GO): exocytosis
Cellular component (GO): plasma membrane; exocytic vesicle
Molecular function (GO): neurexin family protein binding
Source: RefSeq, a predicted model, not a curated record
AUGGAGGCUGAAUUUACCGACCCUUGUGCCAACGAUACCAAAGAGGAUGGAGCCAUGCGUAAAAAUUCACGCAAGCUUUUGCGUGCCGAAUUGUAUUCGCUGCGUCGGAAGGGCGCUCUGCGCAUGGGCGGCCCACUUGAUGCCACACAAAAGAAUCCACAAUAUCCAUUGCAACAAAAUAACCAACAACAGCAACAGCACGAAUUGAACAAUCACAAUAUGCCGACAACUCCAUUGUUGCAUUGCGAAUCGAAUCGGCAUUGUGCGCGCUGCAACACCGAAUUGGGGCGCAUCACGAAUCGUGGCGCGCCGUGUCGCGUCUGCAAGUUGCGCGUGUGCAAAGCGUGUCGUGAGUUCACCUCGCGCACCACCGAUUGGGUGUGUGUGGUGUGUCACAAGCAAAUGGAGCUGCAAGCCACCACUUCCACUAGUGGUGAGUGGAUCAAGGAUUAUACGCGCGGUUCGAGCGGCGCUGUCGAUCACUUGCCGACGACGGAUGUGCUGCGCCGAAGUAUACGACGUUCCUGGACGAUAUCAAAUCCCGAAGACGAUUCGAAUAAUCAAAACCCACAAAACCCCGUCGGCGACAACCUUUAUCCGCAACAAAAGAACCUUAUCGAAGCACAAUCCGCUGGCAGUUACCCUUCACUCAUACGCCAACCCUCACAACAAAGGCCACACCCCGCCCCCUACCAAAGUGGGAGUGCAAUCGGUAUCAGCGGCGUGGGCACCACGCAUUCACAUCCUACAACCGAUUAUUUGGUGAAUUCACAACGUCGCGUCCUACGCCAAUCGACACUACCCAGCUCACUGGCCAACAACGAUCCCAAUCUGAGUGGUAGCGGCGCCAAUUUGGCCAAUUAUAAUUACGUGAAUCUCACGGCGCCCACAUCGCCGCAUCAAAUGCAAAAAAGUCCGAUUUAUCCGAGCGCCUACAACAGUGAUGACGUCAUACACAUGAGCGCAGCCGAAUGUGAUAAUUAUCCACAACAAAUGCAACAACAACAACAACCUAUGAACAUACAGCCGCAACAGCAGCAACAACAGCCACCGAGUGUUAUUAAUCCCCAAACGCACCAUCGCCUACAGGUGCGCCGACAAUCAACCCUCCCGGCUAAUCCCUGUCAACCGCCCAUGUAUCUGUCGACAUCGCCAAAUCGCCCCUACAGUCGUUCACCGGAGCGUUCACCGGGCGAGCAACGUUAUCCGCCAUUCAUGCGUCAAACCUCCUUCCCGUGCAACAUGUCGGAGCCACCUACGCAACAGCAGCAGCAAACACAUCUCAAUUUAGGCACUGCGCCACCGAACCAACCUUAUCCCCGGAAAUUGUUGCCCACAUCACCCAACUAUCAAGGAUCGGUCAUCUAUCAGCAACAACCCACGCAGCAGCAGACACCACCACAGCAGGCAUCCCAAUCAAAUUACGACCCACAAGUGAGCCAAACGCAACCGACGGAUGAGUGCGACUACACACAAGUUGUACCGAAGCCACGUAUGCUGCGUCAAGCUACCUUACCCAAUCCCGAUCAGCAUGUUAAGUUGCUACCCACCUCGCCACCAAAGCGUCAAACUUCGCCACAAUAUCGUCGUUCGCCGGAGUUUAUGCGCCAACAGACCCUACCGAAUCCAGAAGCUUUCAGCGGAAACUCGCUCUCGGUGCCACCAGGACAGUCACAAGCUAAAUUCAUGCCGCUCUCACCGCGUCACAAGCAAAACUUUCUCUUUCCGAAUGUGCAGAACCCACGACAAUUCCUAUCACAACAACAUGUGCCCGCCGUUGGCACUGGCAGCGGUGAAGUAAGCACCACCACCAACACCGCUGGUGAGCAGUACUCGAGCAGUCAAAGCGUGAAUAUACAGUCACGUGAUCACGCGAAAAUGAUCAAGGUGCGCAGCCACAGCAACGAGGAGUACUCGAUAACCAAGCCGCACCACGCGGAGAAUCGGCGCUUACUGCCAGAGAUACCAACAAAUCGCGCAGCCACUCGCUCGCCUAGUCGCCUGGUGCGUCAAGAUUGUGUCAAAGAUGAACGCAGCAAUGCGCCCGAUUCAAACGCACGGACAUUUGGCGACGCCAAGCACCAGUACAACCAAUACCAGAAUCUCGAUGAAGAUGCAGACAAUCGCCCGGAGUAUAUGGACUACUUUGGCGACAGCACCAGUAGCUUCUUGGAGGCCGAUGAGGUGCAAUACGAGAAGAACUACAAUGCGGGCUUCAGCAGCGAACCGCGUAUCAUCUACAAUGAUGGUUCCGACGAUGGCAGCUAUACACAAUAUCAACACCCCAUAGUACACAGCGCUGAAAAUGUACGCACGCACGAUCAAAGCUAUAACUACUAUGGACCGGAUGGCGGUUUGAGUGGUCAACCUCUGCCAACAGGUCUGAGCGCCAGCGGUGGUGCAUUGCCACGCACUCCGCAAAUGCACAACCGACUGCGGCGGCGGCAAUCGCGUGAAUUGCAAAUGCAACAGGAAGAGCUUGCACAUCUGAAUCGACAAUCAGCUCCUGGUAUAGGUACGACAGAGACCACUGCAAUGGGCGUUGCAAAUGGCGGUGGUAAAGCUGCGAAUGGCGAGACACAACACGACACACAUGAAAGACGCAAACCCGAACAAAUGCGCUCGGUAUCGGAGGACGGUGCCAAAACGAGUCCACAAAAACCAGUCACAAGACGAUCGUUGUCACAUCCCGAAAAGGAGACACAAGCAACCAAAAAGGUUGAACCCACGAAAAUACCAAGCCCAAGACCCUUGGCUGAUAUUUUAGAUAAGUCACGAACUAAUACGAAAAUCCCAACACCACGACGUCGCAAUAGUCGUGGCACAAAUGGUGCUGAUGCAGAAGAAAGCACCAGCAAACCCUAUUCGAACGAAAGACGAAACUCCGAUUUAUCCCUCAAGUCGGCAACGGCAAGUAAAAAACACGACGAGCAUGAACAAAAAACACAAUUUUCGCAUAUAAAAGAAAAUGGCAACAACAAAUCACCGGAACAACAAAAGGAAAUAAAUGAGAAUAGCAAAGCAGCAAAGGACAAUAACAACAGCGAUCAAGCAAAAACUGCUGAAGAAACACAAGAAAAGAAAUCAACAAAUGACACAACAGAGAGCAAUAAAGGCGCCGCAGUGGAGGGCAAAGCGACCGUACCCAAGCAUCACACAACCACUCUGGGUGAACAGGAGAUCCAGAAUGCUGUUGAGGCGGCCGCCGUCAUCUUCAAGAAAGUCGUACUGCAGCGUCGGCAGGAAAAGAAGGCAGCCGAAGAGGAUGCCUACGAUAUGGAGACCUCCUCCGAAUUGGAAUUAAAAUCGAUAACAUUCAAUCACCAACACUACAAUGUGGAUGCUGAGGAAUUUAAGCUUGUCUUCAUUAACUCCUCCGACUCAUCGUCCUCCGGCAAGGAUGAGGAGUUCGACGAUAGCAGCUCCACCACUUCAUCCACACACAACUACAGCAGCAUUACGAUAGACGACUGCGAUUGGGAUUACUUUGAGCCAUCAAUGAUUUGCACCAGCGGCUCCAUAACCAAACAAAUCAUCUACUCACCGUGCGCCUCGCCGUUGGUCACGCGUCGUAACGGCGUAAUGCGUGACUUUAAGUCUAGCGAGAGCACCGCCUCGCCCACCGAAUCGCCACUGCUUUACCGCAAAUCGCUUGUCUAUUGUCCGCGCAUACGCGAAAGUGACACCGGCACCGAUGAGGAGCUGCUCAUGCAAGGUGAAAGUUCUUCACAAACCAGCUCCGAUGGCUAUUUCGUGCGUGCACCAACCGCCGGCACGCCAAACAUCAGUGCGACUGGUCGUCAGCAGCAGCAGCCGCAACAGCAACAUCAUCAGUUGAGCAUGAAGACACGCAUCAAAACGCGUUUUGUGGGCAAAGAAAGCAAACAUCACCAUCAUCAUCAUCACUAUCGACAUCAUCAUCAUGCCGCGGCCAAGCAAAUACAGGAGAACACAGCCACAACGCCACUGGGUGUCUGUAGUUGUGGUGGCGUUACACAAGCGCCGCACACCGCACCGCCGCAGCCACAACCGCAAUAUGUGCCCAUACCGGUGCCGGUGCCGAUACCAGUGCCCAUGGCCGCCUUUCACAGCUGGCACCCCAACGAACUGUUGAAGGGCGCAGCUAAUACGCAUGCCGCCAGCCAUUCAGACAUACUUAACAUUAUGGACAAAGAUGAACAAUUGCGCGCCUCGCUGCAGAAGCUCUGGUGCACAGCAGGACCCGGUUUGGCGCAGCACACCGACGUAGCGGCCAACAAUCUACAAGCAGCCGCUGCGGCGGCAGUGGUGGCAGCCUAUUCGAAUGCGGCCAACUAUCAACAGCUGAGCGCCGGCAAAUCCGGUGAACUAACUGUUGAUGAAGGUGGCGGUAGCGGCGCGCCUUUGUUGGGUAUGCAGGCAAGACUGGCGCGCGCCGGUUUCAAGUCAUCCACGCCAGAACUGAGCGCCUCCACGUAUUCGCAGGCUUCGUCAUCUGGGUAUGGCACAACAGCCACAGCUGGCAGCUUGGAGACAUUGACCAGCAGUGGUUUGGGCGAAUUCGGUAGUUUGAGCCGGUUUGCGGCAAACAGCCUGCAGCAACAGCAAACAAUCUACCAACAACAACAGCAGCAACAACUAAAUAAUAACAACAACUUUGGCUCACAAACCACAAACAACACUGCCACCAACACAUUAAUGGUGCAGCACCAAUCCACAGCUGUCAGUCAAGAAAGCAACAAAACACCAAGUUAUACCAACACAAACAACGGCAACAACUACAACAAUACUGAAGCUAAAUGUGGCGAGCAGUUGGCGUUUGGUUUGCGCGAACCACCAAUAUUAGUAGCAACAAAACCGUCGACGCGGUCGAGUCGUGCUUUCAGUGAGACGGAUCAGCACGUUUUUGCCGAGGUGAACGCGUGUGAAACACUUGAAAAUGAAACGCCCACAUUUGUAGAUGGCCAGCGCACAACAAGAGCAACAACAACAACACACUUUAGUGAUUAUAAAAAAGUACGGAGUCGUGCGCGCAGUACCGAUAAACAGCAGCAACAGCUUUUACAACAACCGAACGUUGAUAUCGAAAUUUCCGCGAACGCUACAGUUGAUAAGCGCAGCGACUGCGAAAGCGCUGAGGACGCUGAGGGCAUAGAAGAGGAAGCAACCGCCGCUGAAUGGCAAUUAUUGGCAAAUAGUUGUACAUCUACCCAUAGCGCUAGCCAGCGCUUCCCAGAAAAUAACAAACAACAACAACGGCAAAGGUUAUCAUUAAAAACAGCUGAAAAAAGUGUGGAGCCAAACGAGUUUGCGCAUUUGCAAGAAAAACUUGCAGGCGGACAGGUAGGCCGCGACGAAACAAACAGCGGCUAUGUUAAAACUUGUACUGCCAUACGCACCGCAAACAUAGUUAACCAACAAAAACAACAACAACAAUACAAGAACAACAGCAACUACAAUAAUAAGAGCAAUAGCAAAAACCAGAAAAAUAAAACUAAUAUUAAUAGUGACACAGACCGAGACUGGAGCAGCGCGCUUGCUGAAAAGACGAAUGAGGCGUCGUUGUCGUCGUCGUCAUCAUCGUCAUCGUCGUCGUCACGGAGUGACCAGAAUAUAAAACAAACAAAUAGCAACGCGCUAGCCACCAAACAAGUCGUGAAAACAACAAAACCAACAUCAACCAUACCAAUUGCCUUGCAAAGAGCAGCAAAAGGUGUAGCAAGAAAAAGCGCCGACGUUGAAGUAAAUUCGGCAGCGCGACAAUCGGUCGCAGCAUCAGCGCGCAGCCGCAGUCAGAGCGGGGAUCGCCUGGUAGAACAAGCAGCGGCGGCGCCGUAUUGCUACGACGAGCUAAACGACGGUGAGCAAAGCUUAAACACAUGUCCGGCGGCGCAAUGCUGUAGUCACACGGUUAAAGUAGAAAAAGCGACAGCAGGCAAACAAAAUCAAUAUAAACUUAAGGUAGCCAACAACAAUAGCGCAGCGGCAAGAACUUGUUUGGCGAACAGCGUGGACGCCAGCACUUAUAGUAAUUCCACCACCACCACCACUUGGACUAACCACAACACCAGUGGCGGCAGCAAUAGUGCUUUGCACGUCAGCGCUGACAACGCUGACACAGAGGAAAAGGUGGUUGUUUCGCGGAGCGGAAAUAGUGAUGUUGGUAAAGCGCACAGCGUCAGCGCGACAACUAACUAUGUGCAUGACGCCAACAGCGCUGUUGCAGACGUGAAAGGAAUUGAGCAAGGCGCUGGCAGCAAACGUCAGCGCGUAGCUGAAACUAGUUAUCGUCUGAACACUAAAGCGAGCACUUGUAAGACUGCAGUGAAGGCGACCAGAACUACAGCAGAACGAUCACAACAGCUGCAGGAAAAUGUCGAAUUACUUUUGUUAAUACCACUAAAGGAAGAAGAAAAUCUUUUCGAAAACGAACAAGCGUUCUUCCAGCAAUUCAAUAAUACUACAAAGAAGCGCGGCAAACAAACCAAAUCCUACAGCGCCAUGAUUUCGAUUGGUAAAUUGAAGAGCGAUGCCACAACGGCUGGCGGCUAUCUACAAAGUGAAAAUGUAUUCUCGUCUUCAGAUGCCGAAUCGGCAGAUAGCGGCGAUACAGAUACAGAUUUGAGUGACAGUAACGAAAAGGAAUACAAGUCAAAGAGCCGCACGUCCAGCGCCGCAGGAGCUGCGUCCGGCGCGCGACCCUCGGUACAGCGCAGUUAUGACAUCGCCAGUGUGGCGGGCAUCGAAGCGCUCAUCGUAAGCCAUUUGGACGAUGACGAUGAGGAUGGCGAUGUAUUGGCGACCAGCGCCGCUGACGAACCAUAUGCGCGCGUUAGGCGCACACAUUCACGUAGUUCCGCCACUUCAGCAAAGGAUCAGAAUACCAAUACGAGCAGCGAGAACACAACAACCAAUAGUUCGAGUUCGUCCGAGUCGAUCGACACCGAUGAUACGGGCACCAUAGCCGAUAGACGACCCAAAAGCAAACAUUUCUCUAAAGUAUUCGUGGUGAAUCCGGUGCCACGCGCGCACCGACGACGUGGCGCUUCGACAUCUAGCGAAAAUGAUUCACAAUCAUCGGAUGCCAAUCUCGAAGACUCAUCCGACAAUGAUACGGACACUGAGCGUCCCGAUUGUGGCAUUGUCUUGAAUUCGGUGAAGGUCAUUAGUGAAGAAGAUGCGGGCGCAACGGCAAGCGGUUGGCAUAUGGCAGAUGAAAGUGAGAGUGAUGAUACGAGCACUAGCGACAAUGAACGGAAUGCGCAUAAUGAUGCUGAGUACCAAAGCGACAAUGAUAAUGAUGAUGAUGACGACGGUGACGAUGAUGUUGCCGCUAAUAAUCGUAUGUGCAAGGCAGUCAAAAGUGAACGCGGACAUGUUGCUGGCAAAUAUGUGGCAACAUCGGUCGAUGAGAUUGCCAAUUGUAUUAUUGUCGUUGGCGGCGAAACCGAUAAUGAAGCGAACGGUAAUGGCGGUGUGGUGUUGCAUGCGAUGCGUCUCUUGAACGACGAAGAGGCGGAGCGGCAAGCGCUGGGUGAACGCGAACGCGAACGUAAAAAGUGCACGGCGACGGCGUCGGGCAGUAGUAAUAGAGCGCGCGCUAUUGGUGGCACAGUUAGCAAGAAAGUGGCAAGUGAGACAGACAUGGCUAGCGCCAAUGGCAAUAAAAACAUAAGCAAAAACAAUGAAAGCAACAAAAACGCUGAAGAAAGCCACAUGCAAUGCAGAAAAUCAAGCGAUCGUACAACGCAACAAUUAGAGCAAUUAAAAGCAGCACACGCCGAUACAAACGAUAAAACAACAACAAUGAAAACAGAUUUUACAACAAUAGCAGCAAAAAAUCAAGCAGAAAUUAAAACAGAUUUAGAUAGCAAAACAGCUGUUGCAAUGCCAAAACUUGCCACAGCAAACACAACAGACGCGCCAACGAUUUCGUUUGAUUUCAGCGCAACAAAAACAAACAAAUGCUUUGAAUGUACUGGCGAAACGCUGAUGCGCGCUGAUGGUGCUGGCGUAAGCGCACCAACAACAACUGCACACGAUUGGGAAAUAGACACACAAGAAGCCUGCGAUGAGUUGCAUAGCAUUUCGAACGACGUUAAUCGCUUGUUGGCGCUGACAAAACAGAACUCUGAGCUCGAACUGAAAUUGCAAAAAUUACGACGCGGCGUACAAGAAAUCAACAAAGACCAUCUGUCUUCGGCCACCACCACUGAAGGCGCGCUAAAUAGUGCAGCGCUGGUGGAUUACACAUCCGCUACUACAAUUACGCCGCCUAGCAUUUCAAAGUCUUCUUCCACCGCCGCAGCGACGGUGACACCUGAGCGCGCCUUAAGCGAUGACGACAAUGGCGCGGCACAGAACAAUACAGAAGCGCACAAAAGCGAUGACGCGCGCGCCAUUGCUGCUGUUUGCAAUGAUGACGCAACUAAUAGGGACGCGCACAAUGUUAGCGGCGGCGGCGUCGGCGAAGUGAGCGGUGCGCGACCACUGGGGGCAGCUGGUUUUGCACGCGGCGACGAAACGCGAGCACAGCGCCAACAGCAUUACGAGUGCGAUAUGGUCGGGCAUGAAGCUAAAAAUAGUUUGCAAAUAGGUUGUGGUGCUACUACAACAAGUAUAAAAGAAACAACUAGAACAACAGCCAACAACACAAAGCUUGCGACGACAACAAUGGGGGAAGCAAUAAUUGGUGGAAACGAAGUACUUGCAGCGAAUGUAAAAAUGUUGAGUGCCGACGAAGCGGCUGAGGUAGAGGGACAAGCGCGCAACAACAAAGCAAACAACGAGUGCAACGAUAGCGCGGCACAGGAACACGCCAAAGUGGAGGAAGAAAAUACAGAAAUAAAUCAAGAAAAUGAAAAAGUACUUGAGCAACAACGUGCUGCAAAACAAGCAAAUUCAGAGAAGGCGCUGAAGGCAGACCAACGCGCUGUAUGUGAGCCGCGCCGCUUGACUGCCGCUCAGGUUGGUGAAACAGGUAAAGAGCGCCAGACUUCUGAGAAGCAAGCAAGUGAUUCUAAUGGAAAAGAAACACUGAAUGUGACUGAAAUUGAAGAAGCGCAAAAACAACAACAAAAAGGCGCUGACAAUACUACGGUGACGAAAGGCGAUAAUCGCAUUGUUGUUUGUGAUGAAAACAAAGAAGAAGGCGAGGAUAACAGCACACAAACGGCAAACUUAAAACAAAAGCAAAACAAAAAGAUAACAACAACAACUGCAGAGCAACUACAAAAGGUGGCACUUCAAGCAGAUAAUAAAACUGAAGAAGCCCAUGUAAAUGAGCCGCCGACGACGACAAACAAAAGGCCAACAACACUAAGCGCGAACGAGCUGGAACCACAGAAAACAGGUAUGAGCACAGGUACGAGCCGAACAGCUGAGCAGUGCGCCAAUGUAAACUACAAACAAAGCAAAGAAAACAUAGUAAAAGAUAAAGUUGAAGAAAAAACGGUUGUAGAAGAAGAAAGCGAAGAAGAGUACUUACAGCCACUACAACGACCAGCAUGGCUGGGAAGAUUCAGCGAAGCGUGCAAAACGACUAAUGAACUAGCGCCGCCGCAAUCGCUCUCCGGCUGUUUUAUGGACUCGCUAGAGCCAACGAGUAUGCCAGCAACUACAACUAAUAACACAGCGACAACAACAAUAAACAACGCAAAUGCACUUGCGAAAAGCGACGAGCAAAGGCAUAAAACACCUGAGCAAAGUGUUUACCAAGCCACGCUUAUGUUGAGUGACGGCGCGGCAGCGCAGUCGCCAGCAGCAGUGGCUUGGCAUCCAACACUGGAAGCGCAAGAGUGCGCGCAGGUAGCUGAAGAGUUGAGUUUGCAAAUUAACGAAACGGCACAAGAGCGUCAGCUGGCUUGUGAGAGCGGGACGAGAGACGCGCCGGCUGAGAUAGCAACAUCAAAAGCAAUAAUUCACAACAAUGAAGAGCACGAACAUGGAAACGUCACUACAUACACUAAAAACAACAACAACAACGACGACGACAAUACCGUCAAUGAAGUGGCUAACAUCGUGUCGACGCGUUCGGGCCGAGCUCAGGUGAACGCAGCUGCGACAGCGGCCGUGGAAGUCGUACGCGCAGCGUCCGCUAGUGUUUUGGCCAACUCGUUGUGUUUAGUUGAAAAUGAAAUGUUAAACGCGAAGGACCGCAACGACGGUGACGGUGACGGUGCUGGUGAUAGUGAGUUCGAUAGUGACGGUGCUGUUUUGUCAAAUUCUACACAAAGUGGCAGUGCAAUUUUACAAAUACGCGACAAGCAAAGUGCACAAGCACAAAGCGUAGAAAACGAACGCAAUCAAGGUGAAGAAGAUAAAUCGCGCGAAGUGGCGUUAGUGCAAAAUAAAUCAAAUAAUAAUAGCAACAACACACAAGUUGGUAGUAAUAGUGUAAGCGCGUGUGUUUUAAGUGUGGAAAAGCGCGAAGCAGCGCAUAGUGCUAACGAGGACGAAGGGAACGAGAAUCAACAAAAGUCUGGCAAAAUUGAAAAUAAUAGCCACAACGAUAAAAGUGUUACAAAGGCCAAUCAUAAAGUUAACGCCAAAGUGGUGGUAGUGAAUAACCAAAUAAUAGAAAACGCUAGCGAAAAAGGCUACGAGCGCGAGCGUGUACGUGAACGCGGUUACGACGAGCGCGCGGGUCAAGCAGAAAGCACAUACUCGUACGACGACGAGUACGAGCGCGUAAACGCUUCGAAAGAACAACUAAAGCCAGCGUCCAUUAUAGCGUCAUCAAGCGCUCGUGCGGAAUACGCUGAACGCGACUUAGGAGCGGUAGUAACAACGGCAGGCGCAGGGGCGGCACACAACACAUACGCACCCUAUUUUAGUGUCAACAACGAAACCUUUAGUGGUAGCAGACAAUUCGAUAGUAUUUUUGGUGACGCGACCGCACCCACCACGCGCACGAAAUUCAACGCCAAUUCUUCUGCACCCACAGCCGCGAGCGUGAGUCCCUCCACUUCACUUUCGGCCAAAUAUCGCAGCUUAAUCAUGAUUACAAAAGACAACGGACAAAUCGGUAACGGCAAUGAACUGCUGGCCAACAGCAAUGCUAGCGUUGCAUUUCUGGACAAAGCGCAUUUGGCCAGCAACAACAACACAGCAACCACCACUACCACAACAACAAUAACGACAAUAGAAUCUGCGGCUACACGCGUCAAACAAGCCAUACAAACACAUGAGAAUCGACUUGGUGGUCUUGGUGUUGGUGGUGGUGGUAUGGAUGGCGCUGAUUGUGUUGGUAGCAGCGCGAAUGGUGGUAGUAUUAUACGUUUGAGUGGUUAUGAAGCGAACGCGCCGAACAGUAAUAGCAGUCAUGCAAAUCACGUUAGUAGUUCCCCCGCAGUUUCAGCACAGCAAAGAACAAGUUUCAGCGAUGUACACAGCAUAGCCGCAAGAAACGCCAGCAGCGCUAAUAACCACAGAGUAGAUGGCGCUGAUGACUCACUGAAAUCGCCUUCCGCCUCGUCCUCCUCCGCCCUGCUGUAUGUUUCGUCGCCAGCUGUUCGCAAUACGAUUAGCAACAACAACAAUAAUAGCAGGGUGACGUUGUCUUACGACAUGAACGCCAGCGAACAGGCACAUUUUCCCGUGAAUACUGUGGAUUUGCUACGUGAUCAGAAGAUUAUCUACGGUGAUUCGGAAGAGGAGGAUUUCGACAAUCUUUCGAAUGGCCGUGGCAGCGGUCGCAGCAGUAGAGCCGGUGCGGACGACGAUGCGGAUUUUCUAGAUAAUGAGCAUAACUCGAAGACGAAAGCUGUUUGCUUGGAGGACGGACUAGCGGACGAUGACUCUUGGGUAGAGGAAAUCAGUCAUCGUGGGGAUGAAGAUUUCGGUGAUGACACGACGCCAACUGCAUCCGAUUCGGAGGAUCUAAGUAUGGAUGGCGAUGAUACCGUUGCGGCGAAUGGCAUGUUUAUCGAUCGCGAAGAGGAAUUGCGUGGCUAUCAUCGUUCCACUAUUGACUUCACCUUGCACACGAUAGUGGAGGAGAGUUGUGAAGAAAGUGAGGUCGCCUCAUUGCGUGGCGCUGAAGAUUGCGGUGAGGAGUUGGAUGAGUUGGAGCGACGCCGACAACGCACCAUCAAUCAUCAUAAUCGCUUGUCGGCCUCCGAUUUGGAAAAGUAUUUCUUCUUCGAUCUAGGUGAUGGCAAAGUGAUGAGCUCGAUUGACACGCGUGGCGACGACACAGCAUCUGAGGUGAGCAGUGAAUGUUCGGAAGGCCUAGAUUCGCUUGGCGUGCCGGAAGAGAAUGCAAACGAUAGUAAUAGCGCGGCAGAGCUCGCAUCAUCGCGUUUGGAGAAGUACUUCCUUUCCGGUUUUAUGGGUUUCAGCGCAAGCGAUAAAAACGAAUCCGAUGAGAGCGGUAGCGUGGGCAGUGAUAGUGAAGGUCAUCCCAGUCCCAGUCAGCGACGUAAACGUUUGGUACGUGCACGUGGCACACCGCGUUCACAUAAUUCCUCUUUGGACAAUCUGCUGGUCGAUUCGCAAUCCUUGCCUGCCGACUCACUCGAACCGAGUCUCAUACCAUCCACUGCCAGCGAUCUGUUAGACUCUUCCGAAUCGGAAGCAUGCGAUGACACCGUACUGCAUAUAAGCAGUGGUGGCGAGAAGGCAUUCGAGAGCAAUUCUUCGGAUACGAUUAAACGUAAGAAACAAGUGCGUAAGCGUCAUGACUCGUUGGAUGAGAAGAAACUACAUGACUCAGCCGAGGAUGCAGGCAAGUCAGGUGCGACAAAUGCCGAAUGUCGCACACCCACACCCGGCUCCAUUAGCAGCGCACAAGCUAAGAAACAGCAACAUCAUAGCCGUGAUAGCGGUUUUGUAGGCAGCAAUGACGAUCUGCUUAAAUCGCCCGAAACUGAAUUGCCAACGACCAGCGCGGCAGUACGUACGAAAUCGCCUACAGCGCUGGAACAGAUCGAAGAGGUAAAGGAAUCGCCACUAAACGUCACUAGUGAAACUAUCGUUUUGCCCGAGGUGCGCAUUACUACGCCAAAUGACUCAACAACAACGCUGCAGCCAGAUGGGCUUACGCUGAAGCCACCACUGCCACCCACCGCCAAUGCAAGUUUGGUGCGAAAGGAUAGUUUCAAUAACUGGAGCUCGGAUGAAGAGACCAACUUGAUGAUGUCGAAGAUGCGUCAGUUCUUCAAAACACUUGUGGUCGCCACUGCCAAUGCGCAACAGAACUACGGUUCUGCAAAUAACUCAAAGGGUACCACACCCAAUCAAACCACACCUAUUUCGGUGCGGCGCAUGAAGACAAGACCACAACUAGCAUACUUCGAGAAUGAGCUCACACGCCUGAUGAAAACAGUGCCGGGCAUAAAUGAUGAACAAGUGCGCGAAAUUGUUGAAUACUUAAGCAGUGAAGACACGUGGUCCGACUCAUGCGACUCUUCCGAUUAUACCAGCUCCGAUCUCGAAGGCAGCAAUCGUCGUAAAGGCGAAUUAAAGGAGCAAAUCUCCGCAAGUUGCCAACAAAUUAUAAACAAAUUCGAGAUAGACGAGGAAGGUGAUCGCGGAGACGGCGGUCUGCUUGAGGUCGAUACACACGGACUGAAUCCGGACACAGCGCUGGUAUAUCAGAAAUUAGUGGCGUCAUUCUCGAAAAUCGCUGUGGGAAAUGCAAAUAAUACAACUACAACGCAAGCCACGGUUGAGCUGCCACCAGCCAGCGCAGAGGACGUCGACACAAAGCGCACUGUGGAAGAAGAUCAAAUUUCAACCGGAAGCACACAAAGCGUAGAACGUUCUCCGCAACUGUUUGCCAAGGUAAUGCAGCACAUCGGCACACGGCUUGUCGCGCUUAUGCACGAGGUGAACAGCGGUAAUGAUUCGCACGGCACCAAUUCACCAAUUGCGCCACAACGCAACCACCACAAACGACUACAAGCCAAAAUAUCCAUUACUACCACGGAGGAUGAAGAAGAGAGCCCCUCAGAGAGUGGCGACCAAGCGAAAUCGACGCGCAACACACAUCACACAACACAACAACAUUUCGCAUAUCAACACCACCUACACCAGCCGCAUCAUUUGUCACAUCAAACGAAAUCGAACAAAGCGCUACAAGACGAAGCGAAUAAUCUCGCGCGUAGCAAAUCACACGAUCUACUGCUCGACUCAGCCUCGACAUCGGCAGCAUGUAGCAGCAGCGUAAGCGGUAGCAGUACAGGGGCGACACGUCCACACCAUCAUCAGUCGAGCAGCGGUGUCAGCGAUACCGCCGGCGAGGAGUGUGGCGUCGCCAGCGAUUAUGAACGUUUCUCGUGGCGCGGUAGUUUUGAAUCGGCAUUACUGGCUAAUGGCGAUUCCAGAACGAAACUCAGUCAACUCGAUCGUGACAACUCAUCGUCUGCGUCCGCUUUGGCCGUUGCAAAGCGUCGUUCGGCAGGUGAUCUGUUGUUCAACCACAAGAGUAUGAGUCGCGAGCAACUAGAUCGUGUGCGCUCGUGCGGCAGUAUCGGUGGCGGCGAUGAACGGCAUCAAGAGCUGGAGGCAUCACCGGCCAAACCCUGGGUUACCACCAAUGAUUGCAAAGAUGUGCGACGCUCGAGCGUGCCAGAUGCCAUCUACGAAUCGGAUUCAUCGGAUGAGGACACAUUCGGUGCGCGUUCAACAUUACCGCGUAGCUUAAACGGUGUUACGCAAGUGGCCAGCACUAACUCAUUGCCACGUCUACCCACAACAAGUAUGGGCGCAACAACUGCGUCGAAUGUCAGCGUCAACGCUGCACAAACCACAAUCGCCACCUCGACGCCACUCACCAAAUCACAAGGCGCGCUCAAUUACAGCUCCGGUGGUAGCGCGAAGAGCGCGCGUUAUCGUUCACCGAGCUUAGCGAGUCGCGCCAGCGCUUCCUUGAGCGCGAAAAAGUCCAGCGCCAGCUUGGGUUUGCAGCAUUUCCUCUACUCGAAGCGUGAUGCGCGCAAGCGCUUGAAUAUGUCGGGUGAGGAGGCCAAAGCUGCCGCCGAGGAAUCCAAUAAAUCGCCAGUUAUUGGCAAACGCAAUGAGUCCACAGCCAGUCCGAUCCAGUCACGUGGCAGCGGCACAAGCGAAACAUGGCCGGCGCAAUCGGAUGAGGAUAUCGAUCGUUUGGUGGCGAUGCAUCAAAAUCGCGAUAGCCUCAGCUCUUUGGGUCUGCGCUCGGAUUCCAUGGCCAGCGUUUACUCUGGCGCCGGUGAGGGACGCUAUGGCACAGUGGUAGUCAAAGGUCAGGUUGAGUUCGGCAUGCAAUACAACUAUAAACUGGGCGCGCUGGAGAUACAUGUGGUGCGCUGCAAAGAUCUCGCUGCCGUCGAUGUGAAGCGCAAUCGCAGCGAUCCAUAUGUGAAGGUCUAUCUGCUGCCCGACAAAUCGAAGGCUGGCAAACGUAAAACCAAAGUCAAGAAGCACACACUCAAUCCGAUUUUCGAUGAAAUACUACGUUUCCACAUGCCCAUCUCAAGCUUGGAGUCACGCACUUUGUGGCUCACCGUCUGGCAUUCGGAUAUGUUUGGACGCAAUGAUUUUCUCGGUGAAGUAAGCGUGAGUUUGCAGGGCAAAGUUUUCGAUAAUCCACAAUCACAAUGGUAUCUGCUGCAGGAGCGGAGUGAACCCUUCGAUGAGAUAGCCACGUAUCGUGGUGAUAUUGUUGUCGGGCUGAAGUAUAUACCACCAGAGAUGGUGCGUCCCGGCUUUAUGCGUAGUGCCUCCACCAGCAGCGGUAGUUCAAAUCUGCGUAAAUUUGGUAGCAUCAAAUCGGUGGCGUCACGUUCCGAUCGCUCGACAAAAGGCGGUCAGCUGCAUGUGCUCGUGAAGGAGGCGAAACAUUUGAGUCCGAUUAAAGUGAACGGCACUUGUGAUGCUUUCUGUAAAAGUUACUUGCUGCCCGACCGUACGCGUAGCUCAAAACAAAAAACGCCAGUUGUGAAACGCUCAUUACAUCCCACUUGGAAUUAUACUUUCAUCUAUGAGGACGUAUCGCUGGACGAUUUGUCCGAACGCGCGCUGGAAUUAACGGUGUGGGAUCACGAUCGUUUGGCGAGUAAUGAGUUCCUCGGCGGUGUGCGCUUCUCACUGGGCACAGGCAAAAGCUACGGACGCCCCGUCGAAUGGAUGGAUGCAACAGGCAAGGAGCUCUCUCUUUGGCAAAAUAUGAUUGAUCGUCCGAACUUCUGGGUCGAAGGCAGUCUAAUAUUAAGAUCGACACUCGAUGGUAUACGUGCAAUACCGUAAAUGUAUUAGUAAAGCACACACACCCAGCAUACCUAAGUAAAUAAUUUUUGUACCAGUACAAUUUGUAGCUGUGCGUUUAGAAGAAACAUUUUCAACACUAAUGAAAAGUGAAAAAAAGUUGAAAAAUCUUUAAACAAAAGAGAAAAUUAAAAAUGCAACUCAAAGUUAGACAAGACACAUAUACAUAUAUACAUUGAAAUAUUGCACACAUAGAGAAAUAAAUGCAUAUAUAGUAUAUACAUAUAUGUAUAUACAAUAUAUAUAUAUAAAUAUAUAUGUAGGCAAUAUAACUGUAAGAAAUUUGUAGUUAAUAAUGAAUUUGUUCACCUAAGUUCCACAUAAAUCGUUUGCAACUGAAAAGCAUUAUAGCAUUUAGAAAACUAUCAAAUGAAUUGUAUAGAAAGUGUAGAAAUUGUGUUUGAGUUUUGAGAAAGCAACAACAAAUCAUGAAACUAAGCAAGAAAGACAAUUAAGUUAUGCAUGCAUAGAUGCAUACACACAAACAAACAAAUGUAAAAAUUUAGUAUUAAAAAAAGCAUAUGAAUUUUAUAUAAAAUUAACGAAAUUUAAUAAAAAUAAAAAAAUUAAAAAUAUUCAACCAAAUUUGCCAAAAAAAUAUGGGAAAUUGGACUUGCUAAUGAAAGUAAAAAUGAAUAUGAAAAGUGCGGCUUUUGGGAACGAUUUUGAAUACUCGAAUAUGAUGAAUGCGAAAGUAAUUUGAAUUUUAGGCAUUAGCAUUAAACAAGGUGGCAACGCAAAAGUGAUGUAACUGUGAAAAUAAAACUGUAUUAAAAAAACUGCUUAAAAUAAUUGUGACAAUUUGCAAAUAAACUGAAGCGGAAAUUGACAAAAAGAAAACAAAAACAAGUGUAUUGAAGCAUUAUUAAUUAAUUCAAAAGCUAAGCUUGCAAGAGGUUAGGUGUGCGAAAAUUAUUUAAAAAUGCAUAUGUAACAAAAAUUUUACAAAAAUAGACAAAAGGCAACUAAAAUAAUUAUGCUA